Mauremys mutica (yellowpond turtle) is the source of this 2998-nucleotide messenger RNA. Its product is annotated as C->U-editing enzyme APOBEC-1-like. Gene Ontology annotation, cellular component: cytoplasm; nucleus. Gene Ontology annotation, biological process: cytidine to uridine editing. Gene Ontology annotation, molecular function: cytidine deaminase activity; RNA binding; zinc ion binding. The coding region runs from base 1315 to 2124 and encodes 269 amino acids. NCBI's taxonomy places the organism in Eukaryota, Metazoa, Chordata, Testudines, Geoemydidae. The record is from RefSeq and is a predicted model, not a curated record. The transcript is spliced from 5 exons.
CUUACACGACAACCUUUAUACAAUAUUUGCUGCAAAUAUAUAACAGUGGUUGCAACAGUGAUCUAUAAAGUUAGAUUAUAUCAAUAACAUCACAGAAGGCCAUGUGAGUAACCACCACCCUCAUUUGGGAAGGUGCUUGCAAGGGGAGGGGGAUAGCAAAGAGACUUCAAGGGGUUGUCCUGAGAAGAGGUGGAGUGGUGUUGUCAUCUAACCAGAGUUGCUGACAUCUGGUUAAACAACUCCUGUCUUCAGAGUUGUGCAGCUUGGAAUGAUGCCAAAUUAGAAUUACUCUGCCUCUUGUUACCUUGGCUGGUCAGAUUUAGUGGAGCAGCAGAGUGCUGUCCUCAGCAUCAUGAUCUUCAAGUGCACCCACGCCAGCAUUUACAACUCUGAAAUCCAGACAUCCGGGCUGGGGUAAAUGGUGUCAGUGUAAAUGCAAGUUAGGUACGUUUCAUUCACUGCUGUAAACUAUUUGUUAAUUGAUUUACCAAACUGCCCCCUGCUGAUUUAAAUUAGUUGUGACAUUUAAUCACAGUCUGUUAUAGCAUGUUUCCUUAAAUUGUUAAGUAAAGCUGUGUUAACUCUAAUCUAAGUGUCUAUUGUUUAUAAUUGGUAUUUUUGAGUUAGACCCAAUGCACAGAUUAGCUCAGGUUUCUUCCUGGAGGCUCCCAAGGAAUGUCAUUGUGUGUACAGGGCCCAGCUAGGAGGAGGCACUGCAAAUUUUAGUUUCCUUUACAAGUAAAAAGACUGCAGCGGAGGGGUAGAUAGAGGAUUCCCUCCUAUCCAACAUCACCAUUGGGAUACUUCUUUACUGUCAACAGCAUCAGGUGCCCGGGCAUACAGGCAAGUGUUGCCAGCUGCCGACUAACCCAGGGAGGAAAGCAGGGAGGGAAGGAGGUUUACCGAAGUAAUGCAGUUUACAUCUGCUCUACUUUUGCUUCUGCUUCUGCCAAUGGGAGUGCAGUUGGGGUGGGGUUGGCUGGGCCCAGUGGCCAAUGGCAGGACAGGGAGUAGUUUUGAAGUGCUGCAGGGUUGGGUGGAGGCACAGGCACAGAGCUCAGGCAGUGUUUGGUGAAGGCAAGUUUAGGGCAGAGGAGGAGUAGAGCUGAGGCAGGAUGCUCUCUGAAAUUAACGAGAAAAUGUUGGUCAGCAUGCUGGGUUCUCUAAUCUAAUGUUUCUCUUAUCAGGAAUAGAAACUGAAAGGGAGAAACACACACCAGUAAAACAGGACACAGCCUGGGAGGCUGUAGUGAAAGCCAUGGCCACUGGCUGGAACAGAGAUCAUGUAUCCAGAGGCAUCACACAGGGGUGAGAAUGAAAGCUCCAUACCCACAUCCUCCACAAGAUUUACAGAGAAAGUGGGAGCUGGGAAGAUUCAGAUCUGACUCCCCUCUCAUCAGUGUGACACCAGAUUUAACUCUCCUUCCCUGCCUCUCUCUCUUUUCUUCCAUCACUAUCUCUGAGUCUCCCUCUAUCCUUCCGUGGAAGAUAAGCCAGGAGGAUUUUGUGGAGAAUUAUGACCCAAGUGUCCUUCCAAGUGUGACUUACCUUCUCUAUGAAAUCAAGUGGAACCAUCGCAGAAGGACCUGGCAAAGAUGGAUCUGUAGUGCUGGCGGUGAGCAUGCUGAAACGUACUUCCUGAAAGAUGUCUAUAGAAAGCUAAGAUCUAAUCCUUUUGUCCACUGCUCCAUCACCUGUUACAUAUCCUGGAGUCCCUGUGGGUACUGCUGCCAGGAGAUCAUGGAUUUUCUGGAGAAAAUGCCUAAUUUGAAUCUAGUCAUUUAUGUAGCACGGCUCUACUGGCACAAAGAGGAAACCAAUCGUGAGGGUCUGUGGAACCUGGAGAAUAUUGGAGUGUCCAUCCAAGUCAUGGAUCUCCCAGAUUAUAGCUACUGUUGGACAACAUUUGUUGACGAUGAGGACAAGUAUGAAGAUGAAGAUGAUUAUUGGCCCAGGCACUUUUCUCCAUGGAUAAUGCUAUAUUCUCUCGAACUCCAGUCCAUCCUUCAGAACAUUCCCUCUUGCUUAGAGAUUUCAUCAGAUGAGAACUAUACUCCAGUUUUCAGCCUAUGUGUAGAAGAUGAGGAACAGAAAAGAGCACUCACAUCAGCCAGUCCCUAUUAGCCGCCAGUAUCCUGGCCUGGGCAGCCAACCAGUCUCUGGAAGCCAUGAGUGUCUUGAACCAGGCCAUCAACUGCUAAGCAACAGAAACCAGUUGACAGGAAACAUCACCCACAUUAAAACUCCACAAUUUGGGGAGGGGAAGAGGAUGCAGCCAGAAUGGGUGCAACAGAGUGACUGCUUUGCUAACACAGUGUGUUUUCUCAGUUGGUGGGUUACUCUUGCAUGAGCUGAUAGAACAGUAGCUCUCAAACUUUUAUACUGGUGACCCCUUUCACACAGCAAGCCUCUGAGUGCGACCCCCCUUAUACAUUAAAAACACUUGUUUAUAUAUUUAAUACCAUUAUAAAUGCUGGAGGCAAAGCGAGGUUUGGGGUGGAGAUUGACAGCUCGCAACCCCCCCAUGUAAUAAACUCACGACACCCUGAGGGGUCCCAACCCCCAGUUUGAGAACCCCUGUGACAGAACAUUAGAAUGUUUAAUCAUUUCAGUUUUGAUUUAGUUACCCUUAGCCAUUUCCUUGCAAUUGCUUCAGCUUGUAGCCUUUUGAAAAGUGAAUCACGUUUAAUGCUGUACAGUGACUGGGUCGUGUUAGCACCUGUGACUCAGUGUAUGGGUUUAUUCCAUCACAGUUAACACAAGAGUAUCUUGCUUAUUCUGCAGCCACUGCUGUUUACCAAAUGAACAUAAAACUAUAUGAUUUGCUUUGUGUAAGCAGUUCAUAAGGAACUAACUCAUUAUGCAUUUACAUAGAGAGACCUUAGAGAGGAUUUAUUUUCUGAGGUUAUUUCUUUGAAUUAUGUUUCUCUUGUAGCUUUCUAGAUUUUAUUGUGUGUCAUUUGUCAACAUAACAUUUGAAUAAAAUAUCUAUAAGGAA